Messenger RNA from Drosophila kikkawai, 2000 nucleotides. It is a transcript of the gene Ance-4, whose product is annotated as Ance-4. Gene Ontology annotation, molecular function: metallopeptidase activity; peptidyl-dipeptidase activity. Gene Ontology annotation, biological process: proteolysis. NCBI's taxonomy places the organism in Eukaryota, Metazoa, Arthropoda, Insecta, Diptera, Drosophilidae. The record is from RefSeq and is a predicted model, not a curated record. Gene Ontology annotation, cellular component: plasma membrane.
AAGAUCCGGUGUCGAGAGCGAAAGUAAAUCCGAAUCCAAAUCAAAAUCCAAAUCCGAUUCCUAAGAAGAUGAGCCUGCUGCUGCCGCUGCUGCUGAUAGCAGGCAUUGGCUGCACCUCUGCGGCUGCCAAUCUUGACCUGGAGGCCAAGACGUUUGUGAAUCAGUCGAGCGAUCGCUACUACAGAUUCUACAAUGAGAUUGCCGCCGAAACAUAUUCGGCAAACAACGAAGAUGACUUCGAUGCUCUCUUCUCCAAGCUGAACAAUGUGAAGCGUAUUGCCGAGGAGCUGGUGAGCAUUUCCCGGCAGGCUGGAGGAUUCAAUCUGGACAGGAUACGGGAUCCGGAGACCAAGCAUGCCAUGCAGGAGCUCCGAAGUGUAGGGGAUUUGUUUGUCUUGGGCGACGACUACUUUUCGUCAGUGCAGAUGAACCUGGCUGCCCUGCAGACUCUGGCCACGGACAAGGACAUCGAGCCGUAUUUAGAUGGGGCCAAUAUGCCCGACCAGGACGACAGUCCGCUGGCCUACUAUCCCGACAUCCAGAAGAUCGUACAGAGCAGCCGGGAUGCUGACGAGCUGAAGUACUACUGGGAGGCGUGGCGUGAGAAGAACCAGUUGUGGGCCUCGGUCAACUUCUAUACAAUCGUCCAGUCCUACCAGCGGGCAGCUAAGAUCCUGGACGUGCCAGUGCACCGGCUGUGGUAUCGAUCCGAUAGCACGGAGAUACUCCAGCAAAUGGAGCAGGCAAUGACGGAGCUGCGACCCGCCUACCAGGAGCUCCACGCUUUUGUUCGUCGCGAGCUGCACCAGAAGUACGGUGGCGAUGUGGUGGAUCCAAACGGACCCAUUCCGGAUCACUUAUUCCAACAGGUGCUGGAGCAGGCCUGGGCGGGUGGUAGCAUCCUGGAGCAGUACUAUCCGAGGGCCCAGCUGCCGGAGUUUGAUCUCUUCGUGAAUCAUUUGAGUGCCAAAGCGAUGGUCAACGAAUCGGAGAGCUUCUACACUUCGCUGGGCUUCGAGCCACUCUCCGGAGACUUUCACCGGAAUCAGCUGAAGGAGCCGAACGAGGACAGGCCCAACGAUGACUGCAGGCCCUCGAUUUUUGAUCUCACCCCGCACGUUUAUCUCAUGUACUGCGAGAAGGUGAGCUUCCGGAAGCUGAUGCAGUACCACAGCCACAUGGCCCGCGUCUACUAUGCCCAGCAGAAGCGCCGCCUGCCCUCCUACUACUUCAAGGCCUACAACCUGGAGUUCGCUGUGGGCGAGGCCGUCGUCCUGUCCGCCUCCGCUCCGUCUCACCUCACGGGUCGGCUCUCGGCCAAAGGGGUGCUCAGCGACCAGGCUCUGAUGAAUCGCCUCUUCCGAAUGGCAAUCCAUACGAUUCUCAGCAUCCCUCAGUACUAUGUGCACACAAAGGUGAUGCAUGAUCUGCUGAGCGACACGGUGGACAUGGACACCGUGAACAGGCACUAUUGGAGGUUGUUGGAGCAGCAUGCGGGCAUUGAGCCACCGUCUGACCGUGCAGAAGGCGCCAUUGAUUUCCCCUACAAGUUCUACGUAAACAUUGACCAGAGCUUCCAGACGCAGAAAUUUAUAUCCGAAAUUCUGGGCUAUCAGUUCUAUAGGCAGUUUUGCAGGAAGAGUCUCAGUCGCGGUCCGCUGCACAACUGUGAUUUCUAUGGCAGCUUUGCCGUUGGCAAUGACCUAAAAUCCAUGAUGUCCUUGGGCUCCAAGAAGCCCUGGAAAGAGGUCGUUGGCAAGAUACUGCCCAAUAACACGGGCCUCAGCAGCCUGGCUCUGCUGGAGUACUAUCAGCCCGUGUUGGAUUGGCUUAAGAAGUACAAUAAGGAUGCCAAUUCGAAAAUUGGUUGGACAAACACCAAAAAGAAGAUUGUUUGAGAAUUUCUUUGAAUGCAGUAAGCCAGCAUUCAGGACAGCUAUACCAGAAAUUGUUCAUAAAUAUUGACUAAUAAAACUAUGUAUUCAAGAAAAUCUGUUCAA